AAAAAUCUCAAUGAAUUUAACAAAAUCUAUACCCAUGUAUUUUUCCAAUUAGAAAAUAUUUAAAUCCAAAACAAGUGUACAAUUAACAAAGAAAUAAGUAAGCAAAUUUUCAUGUGAGAAAUUCAUAAGAAUUGAUAUAUCCACUUUUUUUCUUCUUUAUUUAUUUUUUAAUUUUUCACAUAUAUCUAGAUGUAUCUUGUUAUGUGUCUACUUUAAAUUGAAACCAACCCGACCUUAUAGCUUGUAACAGAGUUGAAGAGGCAGAGACAUUGUCUAACAGAACCUUAGCUACAAACCUUGUUUUCUUUCUUCUCUUUUAAACUUUCUCUCGAAGCUAUGGCAGAACAACCAACCAAGGUGGAGACACCUCCUGCUCCGCUGGUAACUGACCCUCCUCUGGCCGAGGCACCGCCGCAGCUCCAAGAUGCUGCCGAGAAGAAACCGCUGGCUCCGCCUCCGGCAGCCGCUGCAGAAGGGACCAAGGCUCUAGUUGUUGUUGAGAAUGAGAAAGCAGUGGAGCCAGUUAAAAAGAAAACAUCCCUUGAUAGAGAUAUUGCUCUUGCAGAAGUGGAAAAGGAGAAAAAGUUGUCUUAUGUGAAGGCAUGGGAAGAAAGUGAAAAAUCUAAAGCAGAGAAUAAAGCUCAGAAGCAGUUAUCUGCUGUUGGUGCUUGGGAAAAUAGCAAGAAAGCAGCUCUUGAAGCUAAGCUGAGAAAAAUUGAGGAACAGUUGGAGAAAAAGAAAGCAGAAUAUGGCGAACAAAUGAAGAACAAGAUAGCAUUGAUUCACAAGCAAGCUGAGGAGAAGAGAGCGAUGGUUGAAGCAAAGCGUGGUGAGGAAUUUCUCAAGGCUGAGGAAACCGCCGCUAAAUAUCGUGCAACUGGGACCACUCCAAAGAAGCUCCUCGGAUGCUUUUGAAAUGUCAAAGUUCUUUUUUGGUGGGGUCUGAAUUUCAAAGCGAUAAUUGUCAAAUUUUUGUAUUGUUUGUGUUUAAAAGGUUAUGUUUAAUAUGUGUGUAUGAAAUUAAUACCUAAAAAAAAUGUUUAUUAUAAAUAUUACUUAGCUUGCUUUUUUUAUUUUUA
Messenger RNA from Arachis duranensis, 1079 nucleotides. Its product is annotated as remorin. Bases 337 to 915 code for a protein of 192 amino acids. NCBI's taxonomy places the organism in Eukaryota, Viridiplantae, Streptophyta, Magnoliopsida, Fabales, Fabaceae. The record is from RefSeq and is a predicted model, not a curated record. The transcript has 5 exons.